AUGAUAGGUUUUGAUUUUUUUGCAAGCUAAAUAUAGCUAAGAUUUCAAGGUAACAGGGCUUAUAGAACUCCAAUUGGUUAAUUUUUCACAUUUCUGAUUAUCUCCAUUGUUACUGCGAGGCUAAUUGUAAUGGUAAAUACAAUUUAUAAUAGGACUGAGCCAGUUGUACUUUAUAAAGAAAGAUAAAUUGAAUCUCCCAGAUAAUUUACUAUGAACAACAAAACUCUACCUUUUGCUUUUGGGAUGGAAGAUGGAAUAACUUUUUAAAAUUUUAUUGAUCCUUCAAUAUAUACAGUUGUUGCAUAUUAGCAAACAAAAAAUACAAUUGUUAAUUCAUAAGGAGUUUCUUAAGAAGUAUGGACAAGAGUUAACGCUACAGUCCAAAGAUGCACAGAACAAAACUUUUAAAACCCAUUAACUAAAAAUGGAUUUCUCAAACUACCAAUAAAUGAUUUAUAUUGCAUCUAACCUCAGCUUGAAUAAGUUAUUGAAGGAGAUUUUAUUUAAGAAACAUUUUCUUAAUUUAUAAUAGAAGUUUAUCCAUGCUAAGGAUAAGGCUGCGGUGAUGUGAAAAAGCUAGGAAAAGGAUAUUUUACUAUAUACUUUUAAGAUAUUGUGGUUGAUCCUGAAGAUGACUAGAAUCCAUUUAAAUUCUUUAACAGAGAUUUAUUUUGGACAACAUCAAUAGAAUUUACACAACAAGCUAUUAUGUAUUUUCGAAACAACUACAUUUACAGUGAUUAUGGAUGGAUCUUUUAAGACAUUAAAAAAUAAAGUUAUAUAAGUUACAGUUCUUAGGAAGUAUCACUCACUUUUGGAACUCCAUAUUUUUUAUAACUUGUUAUGAGGUUUGAAAAGCAGAAAGAAAGCGUUUAUACGAGAUCUUACCUAAAAUUGAAUGAUAUUUUUUCUUAAAUGGGAGGUUUCUUUUAAACAAUGAUGGCUAUUGGCUUUAUUUUAUGUGGUCAAAUAUCUAACCUUAUGCUUAACAAAUCAAUUAUAAACCAAGCAUUUAAUUUUUAGCUUUUUAAUAACCCAAAAAUUUCUUCAUAAAAUAAUAAUUAAUGCAAUAAUUUAAACAAUAAAUAAAACGAAAGCAAUGAAGAAAUAUCCAAAUUUGAUAAAAUAUAGCAAAAUAGCUAUAGUAUAAAUCCUAUUUUGUAAUCACCAAAUUUUCAGUAAAAAAAUUCAUAGAACCUGUUAUAAGAUUAACUUUAAAAACAAUAAAAGAGCUUAAUUCUUUAAAAUUAGAGUAGUUAAAUGAAAGAUUAACAAGAAAAAAAUCCAGACAUGACUCUAAUUAACUAGAAAAAUGAAUCUUUUAUUCAUUCUCAAAACUAAUCACCAAUGCGUUAUUAAAAAAGCAAUAACUAAAUCUUUUUAAGCUAAAUUAUUCAGCGAAAAAAAGCAAAUUUGAAUAAAGAAGCAUCUCAAGGGAUAAUUAAUGAUAAUAAAAAUGUGAACUAAGAUUAAUCUAUAACAAAAGCUAGAAAAAGUGAAAUUAAAUAAGACGAUUUACCAGAAAGUAUAACGAAUAAAAAAUUUAAAUAGCUAUUUCAAUAAGAGACAAAUAGCAUGUAACUUAAUAUCUGGGAAUACAUAAAAUACUUCUUUUGGCCUUUUGGAUAAAUUAAAAAGAAGAAGCAGAUUAUAGAUUACAGUAUUUAAAAGCUAUAUUACCAUAUAGAUUUAAUUUAUUUAGUUAAGAAAUUGAUAGAAAUUGAAAAGCUCAAAUAGCUUUUAAUGGAUAGCAAUUAAAUUAAGCUCUUUGAAUACCUUCCCAAGCCAACAAUUAAAGAUGAUGAUGUCUUUAAGAUUAAAAAAGGCAACAAAGAAGAUUAAGAUUAAUCAUAAUAAGAGUAUAAUAUACUCUACUAAGACGAUAGAUCAGAAAUCGAAAAACUGUAAGAUGCAUAUUAAGCUUACUUAAAUAUCUAAAAGAGAGGCUAAAAAAAUUAAUUAGAUUAAAAAUUACUUUCCAAUUUAGAUCCUCAACUUUUAAAUUUAUUCAACUAUAAAAAUGAUUAGGAGGAAGAAAUUUAGGAAAAAUAGAACCAUUAAAAAUAAGGAUAUGAAACUAAAUAGCAAAAGCAAAUACCAUAAAGGGAUAGGAGUGAAAGUAAGCUAAAAUUCACAAAUAAAUAAAAAUAUUUAGAGGACGAAAAAUUUAUAGAAAUGUUUUCUAAUUGUUCAACAAAGAAUAAAAAAUUGAUAAAUAAAAUAAACGAAGAUAAAUAAUUUGAUGAUCUUGAUACUGAAGUUAGAAUUCCUAUGGAAGCAAUAAAUUAAAAUAAAAUAUUUAAAGAUUAUUUCCAAAAAAAAUACUUGAACUCAUUAUAUUGA
This is a messenger RNA of Tetrahymena thermophila SB210, 2343 nucleotides long. RefSeq names its product transmembrane protein, putative. Gene Ontology annotation, molecular function: double-stranded DNA binding. Gene Ontology annotation, cellular component: nucleus. The record is from RefSeq and is a predicted model, not a curated record. Gene Ontology annotation, biological process: reciprocal meiotic recombination. NCBI's taxonomy places the organism in Eukaryota, Ciliophora, Oligohymenophorea, Hymenostomatida, Tetrahymenidae. The transcript is spliced from 2 exons.